This is a messenger RNA of Phaedon cochleariae (mustard beetle), 2340 nucleotides long. The record is from the annotation of a GenBank genome assembly. NCBI's taxonomy places the organism in Eukaryota, Metazoa, Arthropoda, Insecta, Coleoptera, Chrysomelidae.
GCGAUCGGCCCGGUAUAAAGUACCUGAGCGCUCCGAGCGGCCCUCCAUUCCGAGCCGCCUCCGUCCAGCGAUCGCGUCAGCCAUGGUCCGGGCGGCGAACCCGCCUCACCCCCUGCUGCUAGUCACGGCGGUGGCGACGGUGUGUGCAGCCCUGCCGCAGGCCGUGCUGGCCAUCGACCUCGCCAAGCUCUACGGCCACGUCGGCGCUAAACGGGGUGAUGCGUGUCACCCAUACGAACCAUUCAAAUGUCCCGGAGAUGGCAACUGCAUCUCCAUACAGUACCUGUGCGACGGCGCGCCGGACUGUCCAGACGGCUACGACGAAGACUCCCGACUGUGCACGGCGGCCAAAAGGCCUCCGGUAGAGGAGACCGGAAGUUUCCUGAAAUCCCUCCUAGCCAGCCACGGGCCGAACUACUUGGAGAAGCUGUUCGGCAGCAAGGCCAGAGACGCCCUGAAACCCCUAGGAGGGGUUGACAAAGUUGCAAUAGCUCUAUCUGAAUCGCAAACAAUCGAAGACUUCGGGGCCGCGCUACACUUGAUGAGGUCAGAUUUGGAGCACUUGCGUUCGGUGUUCAUGGCCGUAGAAAAUGGCGAUUUGGGAAUGCUGAAAUCGUUAGGGAUCAAAGAUUCCGAGUUGGGUGACGUGAAAUUCUUCUUGGAAAAAUUGGUGAACACGGGAUUUUUAGACUGAACCAUACUCGACCCUGCUGCUACCCUGCUCUUCGCUCAUCCUCAGCCCCAUAUUCCUUUAAGUAAAAAUUUCUACUCUUACCUUCCUUAUUAGUCUGCCUGUCUGUUUCCUUAUUCAGCAGCAGAGUCCGUUAUGAUCCGUCCCCUAUCAUUCCCUUGAAUCAUACAUAGGCAAAGAGCCCUUUUUUGUCUCUUAAAGGGAGCCGAUCAAUCGACGGCCAAUAAACAGACUUAUGAAUACAUAUCAAGGCACCUAAGGUCUUUGGAAACGGCACAUAUCAUACUAAGUGUAUUGUUAUUCUGUAAGGAGAUGUGUGAUCACUUUACACAGGUUUAUAUUUAUUAAUUAGUGAGUAAAUGUUAAUUCAGAUCUUAAUGUUUUUAAAGAGUUGUAUCUCUUGUUGUUGUCAUUAUUGUGAUCACUCGAGAGUAGAGUAGGUAUAUACAUAUAUAUGUAUAUAUAUAUAUUUAAAUAUUAUGAGAGAUACGACUCCCAUUACAGUUAAUGUGGCACUAAUUUUUUCAGGUUAAGAUUAGGACUUUAUUGAAACAAUCCCUACCGGCGGGCCCGGUUCACUUAAGCUUGAACACCUUUCCGAGGAAGAGAAGACAGCAGAGUAGCGAAAAGUAUGUUGCGACAAAAUGGUGCAGGGUAACGAACGGCCUGCUGCUCUACUGUUUUUCGUGUCUUGGAGAGGUCUUCGAGCAGGCUACGACAGGUUGUCAGGCACGGCGUUCCAAGGGCCUAAUGCGCUCAACCCUAACGGCCUGUCGUCAACCUAGCAGUCCCCAUGUGAUUCUUUGUACAUAUCUUAUUCGGUGCCGGAUUUCGCAGCUCUCUCAAGAUAACGACCUGACAUUUACCACCUACAUAUGAAGAUGAGCGCGGAAUCCGCCAUCCAGAAAAUACCAGCACAAUCACAUCCGCAACGCGAAAAAUUAUAAUCUAAGUCAAUAUAAGAUAUAUAUACCUACAUCAAAUAUAUAUAUAUAUAUUUAUAAAGUUUACAAAUAUAUUUUUUCGACCGGUAGUGGACAUGUUUGUGUUUGGUGCGCGAUAAGAUAACUUCUCUAAAGUACCUCCCAUACUGAAAACAUAUCAUGUACAAGGCUGGUCUCUUAAUUAAAUAUUAGAUACAUAUCAGAUGUUUUUUAUCAUCAUGAUAUCAAUGCAUUAUUUAUUCAUUGUGAAGUGGAAUUUCUAAUUAAAUAAAUAUAUUAAACAAUAGUCCAUUCAUUUCAUUCCUCAUCAUGUUUAAAAGAAUAUAGACAAGAAAUUAUUCAAUAUGGUGCAUAUUUUUCACCAAUAACUCAUACAGAAAUUCAUUUGAAAUUUAGGUGAAAAUGAAAACGCUGAAAUACGCCCAGCAAACAUCAAAUCUCUGGCCCAGUGCAUGAUAGAUCGGCAGAUUGCUGGCAAUGGCCAAGCUUCACUGGUCAAACGUCGUAUGGCAUAUUGUAAUCGUUUGCCUAUAAUGCAGCCGGCACUGGGCCAGUAGUGUCAAUUCGUAUUAUUUUUUUACUUACGUCAUACAAUCGUCUACCCAUUAUAUGGUAUAUUGAAAUCGUUCAACUAUAAUCUAACCGGCACCGUGCCAAAUAGAGUAUGAUUAUAUUUCAGUUUCAAUUGAAAAAUCUGAUUUUUAG